AUGAGUCAAAAAAGAUAUUUGUGUAGGUUAGAAAGAAAAAUUGCUCCACCUGCAAUCUGCAAUGUUGUUGUACCAACACUACUGUCUACAAAGUCAUCAAUCAACACUGACUUGCUGAAAAAGGCUGUGUAUCACUUUAUUACUGUCCAGCCUAAUUUCAAUGCUGGCGUAAAAAAAAUUGAUGAUGGAAACUGGAAGUUUGUUCCAUUGGAAAAGAUCGAAGAUGUUUUUGAAGUUUUACCAGAUGAAUAUAAUUGGAAAGAUAUUUGUUUGAGAUAUUCUAGUUCACUUCUUCGUGAACCGUUGAAGUGUGAAUUUUAUUCUGCAUUAAAAGUUUUUUUUAUCAAGCAAUCAAAUGUAUCAGCUUACUUAAUUCCUGUUUACAUGCAUUAUGCUGCAGAUGGUACUAAUGGGAUGACUAUAGUUCAUGAUAUUUUGAAAGCGUACAAGCAACUGUGUGAAGGUGAAGAACUCGAUACCACACCUUUUUCACCCCCACCAUCUGUUGAUGACAUGGCUUUAUCAGGAUUGACUGAUACACAUGAGAAGUUGAAAGAAAAUUAUGAGACUUACACAAGAGGUGUUUACAAGUCUUUAAAUUGUUCCCUACCAUUUGAAGAAAUCAAUGUGACUGAAGCUUUGUAUUACACAAGUACUAAUAAUGUGUAUGCAAAUUUCCUGAAAGCAUGUCGUUAUUACAAAGUUUCUGUAGGAGCAGCGCUUACUGCUUCCAUGUUUUUCGGGUUUGGUGGCAACAUAUUUGGAGCUAAAGCCGUCUCUGCUGAACAGCUGAAUGUGAGUGUUAACAUACCUAUUAAUCUUAGGGAUAGAGUAUCCAAUAAUACUGCUAGUAAUUGCUGUAAUCUAUCAGUGACACAAUUUCUACUUUGCUGCUCUAUUAAAAAAGUUACAACAUUUUGGGAGUUGGCUAGACAAAUCAGAGAGACUUUGUUGGAAAAAAUGAGUGACAAUCAUAAGUUUCAUUUGUUUGAUUUUGCAUGUAAUGAGAAUGUUUGUAAUUCAGAAGAAAAGAAAACUGCAAUGGAGAAGUUUGGAGUGUCACAACAAUUUUGUGUGUCUAACAUGAGAAGAUUUCCAGGUUGUAUUGAUUUUGGAGAGUUUGCUAUUGAGUCCAUUCACUGCGUUGGAGGGUUAUGGAUAAAAAAUUGGGAUGUUAUGGAAUUAAUGAUUUAUUCCACAAAUAAGUUCAACCUUUCUAUGAUUCAUCGACAAGGUGUGGAGAACACCAAGAGGGCUGAACAUGUGUUUAAGUAUGUGAAGUAUAUUGUAGAAUACGCUGGUGGUUGGCAGAAAGAUGAAACAUUAGAAAACUGUAUGAGAUAUGUAAAGGAUUUAUGAUAAGUUAGUGUUGUUUUUAUUUUUGUAUAGUAUUAAUUUUAACGAUGUAUCAUUUUAAAGAUAAUUGAUGGAUAAAGAAGAUUUUGACCUUAAAUAUUACAAAUAUAUUAUACUUAUCCACUUACUAUAAUUAUCCACUGAUUAUUCCUAGUGGUUUAUUAGGAAGGAUUUUAUGUAUUUUUCUGUUUAUAAAUAAGAGGUUGUGCUAGAAGUAACUUGAUAUCAAACUAUACAAGAUUUAUCAAAUAUUAGGAAUUCAUGUAUUUUUAUGAGAACGAAUGAAUCAAGAAAAUGAGAAAA
This is a messenger RNA of Hydractinia symbiolongicarpus, 1659 nucleotides long. RefSeq lists its product as uncharacterized. The transcript is spliced from 2 exons. Bases 1 to 1359 code for a protein of 452 amino acids. Lineage: Eukaryota; Metazoa; Cnidaria; Hydrozoa; Anthoathecata; Hydractiniidae. The record is from RefSeq and is a predicted model, not a curated record.